Messenger RNA from Physeter macrocephalus (sperm whale), 558 nucleotides. RefSeq names its product protein kinase C epsilon type-like. The transcript is spliced from 5 exons. The record is from RefSeq and is a predicted model, not a curated record. Lineage: Eukaryota; Metazoa; Chordata; Mammalia; Artiodactyla; Physeteridae. The annotation marks the transcript as partial.
AUGCCCGCAGAGGCUCUGGGCCAGGAACACCAGCAGUCCAAGGUCAUGCUACUCAGAAGUUUCACCCCCAAAGACAAUGAAGAACGCGUGUUCCGGGAGCGCAUGCGGCCCAGGAAGCGGCAGGGGGCUGUCAGGCGCAGGGUCCACCAGGUCAACGGCCACAAGUUCAUGGCUACCUACCUUCGGCAGCCCACCUACUGUUCCCACUGCAGGGAUUUUAUCUGGGGUGUCAUAGGAAAGCAGGGAUACCAAUGUCAAGUUUGCACUUGCGUGGUCCACAAGCGAUGCCAUGAGCUCAUAAUUACGAAGUGCGCUGGAUUAAAGAAACAGGAAACUCCCGAUGAGGUGGGCUCCCAGCGGUUCAGUGUCAACAUGCCCCACAAGUUCGGGAUCCACAACUACAAGGUUCCCACCUUCUGCGACCACUGCGGCUCCUUGCUCUGGGGCCUCUUGCGGCAGGGUUUGCAGUGCAAAGGUAAGGCGCUGGUCCUGGCCUCCUCCCCCCGCACCUGCACCCCGAUGUCCCUCCUCUUAAAGAAUCUUUUCGUAGCCUUGAGA